Molecule: messenger RNA, 1112 nt
Organism: Hippopotamus amphibius kiboko
Lineage: Eukaryota; Metazoa; Chordata; Mammalia; Artiodactyla; Hippopotamidae
Gene: BTG2
Product: BTG anti-proliferation factor 2
Exons: 2
Coding region: 123-611 (162 amino acids)
Biological process (GO): negative regulation of cell population proliferation; negative regulation of mitotic cell cycle
Cellular component (GO): cytoplasm; nucleus
Source: RefSeq, a predicted model, not a curated record
AGUCCCGGCAGAGCCCGAGCUGCUGGCGAGGGAGCGGAGGUGUCCAGGUCCGCACCACUCACCCAUCAGAGACCUCUCACGGAUCCCCGCCUCUGCCCACCGCUCUCUCAGCCGCGCGCGACAUGAGCCAGGCCCGCUGGACGGGGGAGAGAACAGACAUGCUCCCAGAGAUCGCAGCCGCUGUGGGUUUCCUCUCCAGCCUCCUGAGGACCCGGGGCUGCGUGAACGAGCAGCGACUCAAGGUUUUCAGCGGGGCCCUCCAGGAAGCACUGACGGAGCACUACAAACACCAUUGGUUUCCUGAAAAACCAUCCAAGGGCUCUGGCUACCGCUGCAUCCGCAUCAACCACAAGAUGGACCCCAUCAUCAGUAAAGUGGCUAGCCAGAUCGGACUCAGCCAGCCUCAGCUGCACCGGCUGCUGCCCAGUGAGCUGACCUUGUGGGUGGACCCCUAUGAAGUGUCCUACCGCAUUGGGGAAGACGGCUCCAUCUGCGUCCUGUAUGAGGAGGCCCCGGUGGCCACCUCCUAUGGGCUUCUCACCUGCAAGAACCAAAUAAUGCUGGGCAGAAGCAGCCCCUCAAAGAACUACGUCAUGGCAGUCUCCAGUUAGAUCCCCGGCCGCCCCCACCUGGCACUCUACUGUAUUCAUUCGGCCGUGACGACAGGGCACUGCAUACCUCAACCUGGGGAACUGUAUUUUAAAUGAAGAGCUAUUUAUAUAUAUAUUAUUUUUUUUAAGAAAAGGGAGAAAAAAAAAGAUUUUUUUAAGAAAAAAAUCCUUAAAGGGAGCUGCUUGGAAGUGGCCUCCCCAGGUGCCUUUGGAGAGAACUGUUGUGUGCUUGAGUCUGGAAGCCGGUGUCUGCCUAUGGGAGGGGGGAAUGGUCAAGGAGGGGGUGGGCGUGGCCAAGGUGAGGUGGGAAAAGCUUGGCUAGCACCCCAGGAAGAUGUGAGAGGGAGCAAGCAAGGUUAGCAACUGUGAACGUGAGAGGUCAGGAUCUGUCCUGGGGAGACUAGAGAGGCCGAGUUCAAACCUUUCACUCUCCCAACCAGGACACCUGCAUCCCUGACCCCUCUCUUACUCAGGGGCAUUGAAGCCUGGACUUAAAUCAUA